UUUCAACAAAGACCACAUCUUCAUCAUGAUCAAUCCUUUGUCUUCUUCUCAUAUGGUUAACAUGGAGUUUAUCUCUAAUGCAAUGAUACUUUCAUUCUCAAUACUAUUGUUGCUACCAAGUACAUCAUAUUCACUAUAUCAAAAGCCUGAAAAUCAUAUCAAGACAGCUAUUUUUGUAACUGGGAGUUUUGAAAUGGGACCAGGAUCAAUUGCAACAAAAACAUUUGAGAAUAUAAAGUUUCCAAGAGGUCAUGUUGGAAUUAAGAGUUUUGAUGCGGAACUAGUUGACCAAGAAGGGAACUCUAUACCUUCGUAUGAAACUUACCUUCAUCAUUGGUUUGCAAUAAAGUACCACCAAAAUAUUACCAUGUCACCUAAUCCUAAGCUUCUUCGUCGUCCUGAGGAUGCUUUUUUCCAAAGAAACGAAGGCACAUGUAAUGGUGGCAUUCUUCCACAUUAUUGGGGAUUUGGAGUAGAAUCACGAGGAACAACCUCAAAAAUUCCCGAUCCUUUUGCUAUAGAACAAGGUAACCCAACAAAAAUUAAAAAUGGAUAUGAGGAGAAAUGGUUGCUCAACAUCAUGGUCAUUGAUACACGUGGUGCACAAGAUAAGAAAGCUUGCACUCAAUGUAGAUGUGACCAUAUGAAUCUCCCGAAGGACUUUUAUAAUGUCACAAGGGAUAUACAUAACCAAAGAUUGACUACAAAUUAUAAAGGAGGUCUCUUUUGUUGUCAGGACAACUUACAAUGCAAGCAAAUAGAGGGUUUUCAAGGUUCAAGGAGAAUGGUUUCCUUAAGAUACAAAAUUAGUUGGGUUGAUUGGAACAUAUACCAAAUACCAGUUAAGGUUUACAUACUUGAUUCCACCGACAAAGUGAGGUCAAAUGGUUCCAAAAUACUUCAUGAUUGUCUGGCAGAGUAUACCAUUCCAGCUGGUGGUGGUGGUGAUUCUCCUCAUGUCCAAAAAGCAAACAUCCCAAUGGAAAAUGGAGGUUAUCUAAUUUAUGGCACUGCUCAUAUGCAUUCAGGUGUUGUAAAUGCAACUUUAUAUGGACAGGAUGGAAGGACUUUAUGUACAUCAACACCAAAAUAUGGAACAGGAAAAGAGGCUGGAAAUGAGAAAGGUUAUCUCAUUGGAAUGUCUGUUUGUUAUCCACAACCGAGUUCAAUCAAGAUUCAUGAUGGUGAAAUUUUGACUCUAGAAUCUAGAUAUAAAAAUGAGUUUCGUACUGGAGCUAUGGGACAUUUCUACAUCUAUUUGGCAGAGGAACUACCACAAUGA
Glycine soja is the source of this 1282-nucleotide messenger RNA. RefSeq lists its product as uncharacterized. Bases 26 to 1282 code for a protein of 418 amino acids. The transcript is spliced from 4 exons. NCBI's taxonomy places the organism in Eukaryota, Viridiplantae, Streptophyta, Magnoliopsida, Fabales, Fabaceae. The record is from RefSeq and is a predicted model, not a curated record.